Molecule: messenger RNA, 1834 nt
Organism: Centruroides sculpturatus (bark scorpion)
Lineage: Eukaryota; Metazoa; Arthropoda; Arachnida; Scorpiones; Buthidae
Gene: VhaAC39-1
Product: V-type proton ATPase subunit d 1-like
Exons: 8
Coding region: 53-1099 (348 amino acids)
Biological process (GO): proton transmembrane transport; vacuolar acidification; vacuolar transport
Cellular component (GO): vacuolar proton-transporting V-type ATPase complex; early endosome; plasma membrane proton-transporting V-type ATPase complex
Molecular function (GO): proton-transporting ATPase activity, rotational mechanism
Source: RefSeq, a predicted model, not a curated record
UGCAAAAUCAAAGAUAGGCCGGCAGAAGGCGAUCAUAUGAUCGGGAGUCAAGAUGUCGGAAGCAUUAUUCAACGUCGAUAAUGGUUAUUUAGAAGGUUUGGUACGAGGAUUUCGUUACGGAAUCUUAAAACAGUCCGAUUAUAUGAAUCUGGUUCAAUGCGAAACUUUGGAAGAUUUGAAACUUCAUCUGCAAAGCACUGAUUAUGGGAAUUUCUUAGCAAACGAAGCGAGUCCUUUAGCAGUCUCGGUAAUUGAUGAAAAAUUACGUGAGAAACUCGUAUUGGAAUUUAAUCAUAUAAGGAAUCAUGCCGUUAAGCCUUUAUCGACUUUUCUAGAUUAUAUAACGUACAGUUACAUGAUUGAUAAUAUCAUUUUACUUAUCACGGGAACAUUGCAUCAACGUCCCAUCACCGAACUUAUUCCAAAAUGUCAUCCAUUGGGUAGCUUUGAACAAAUGGCUGCAGCACAUAUUCCUUCUACUCAAGCAGAACUUUAUAAUGCUAUUUUAGUUGAUACACCUCUAGCUCCAUUUUUUAGUGACUGUAUCACAGAAGAGGAUUUGGAUGAAGUGAAUAUUGAAGUUAUUAGAAAUACACUAUACAAGUCAUAUCUGGAAUCAUUUUACAAAUUUUGUCAAGAAUUAGGAGGAACUACUGCAGAAGUUAUGUGUGAAAUUUUAGCGUUUGAAGCGGACAGAAGAGCAUUUGUGAUUACUAUAAAUUCUUUUGGUACAGAAUUGACUAAGGAAGACAGAGCUAAAUUAUAUCCUCACUGUGGAAAAUUAUAUCCCGAUGGAUUGGCAGAAUUAGCAAAAGCUGAUGAUUAUGAUCAAGUAAAAGCUGUUGCCGAUUAUUAUGCAUUUUACAAACAACUGUUUGAAGGAGCAGGAAAUAAUCCAGGAGAAAAGACGUUAGAAGAUAAAUUUUUUGAACAUGAGGUGCAGCUAAAUGUCAACGCCUUUUUACGUCAGUUUCAUUUUGGAGUGUUCUUUGCCUAUCUGAAGUUAAAGGAACAAGAAUGCAGGAACAUAGUGUGGAUAGCGGAAUGUGUCGCUCAACGUCACCACGCCAAAAUUGAUAGUUACAUAGCAAUUCCCUGAUCAAAUAAGUCUAAUUUGAGUUGUGAGGAAUAAAGCAAGUAUUUUAAUCUUUCACAUUCCUUAACUGUAGAAAAUUAUCUUAAUUUCUCAUUCCUUAUUGCAUAUUGUACAGAGAAUUAAAUCUACAUAAAAUGCCUGUAUAAAAUACAUGUGUAUGGAAAAGUAUUUGAUUCUGUAUUAACCUGAAAUAAUUGGUGUAAAAUUGUGAUUGUUGAAUGUCGAAAAUAAUUGUAAACUAUUUUACAAAAAGAAGUUCGUUUUGAUUAUUUAUUAAAUUACUAUUGUGUUGUAAAUGAAACAGAAUGAUUUUCGUGUGUUCAAAAGAAUUUUCUGUUGGAGUUGGGUUGCAACUCCUAGAAAUUUUUUCCAAUGUUUUCCAUUACUUUUCAAUCAGAAUUAACUAGAACUAUUUAUAUGGGACCGAAAGUUUGUUAACAAUAUAGAGAAAUAUUGCUUUUGAAAUUAGAUUAUCAACAUUUACAUACAGAAUAAACUUGUAUUAUUCGGAAUAUUGCAUUAUACAGUAUCAAUGCUUAGUUUUAUUUAUGUUAUAUUACGCCGAUGUAUUAUAUGGGAAUUGCUUUAGAGUAAGUAGACUUGAAGUUGUAAGAUGAGAUUGAUUUCUUUUUCUUGACAAAUUUUGUGAACAAGAAAAAAUGUAAGAGACAGUGUUAAAUUCAAAUGUAAUCUAGAAUGUAAAUCAAUAAAAUAAAAGGUGUAAUGAUUUUGUUUGAU